Lindgomyces ingoldianus is the source of this 740-nucleotide messenger RNA. RefSeq lists its product as uncharacterized. The record is from RefSeq and is a predicted model, not a curated record. Gene Ontology annotation, cellular component: mitochondrion; mitochondrial intermembrane space; respiratory chain complex IV. NCBI's taxonomy places the organism in Eukaryota, Fungi, Ascomycota, Dothideomycetes, Pleosporales, Lindgomycetaceae. The transcript is spliced from 3 exons. The coding region runs from base 75 to 434 and encodes 119 amino acids. Gene Ontology annotation, biological process: mitochondrial respiratory chain complex IV assembly.
CAUCAUUGGUGGUCAACGGUUCGUCAUUCAGAAGUUCCUGUUCGUCCUGCUCGCACUUCUCACUAUUAUCGAUCAUGGGUUGGCUACCGUGGGUAUCAUCAGAUACACCUGGGGGUCCUAAGAAAACCAGCGACGGCGCAUUCGAGGCACCGAACAAGACAAAUCGAGCGAAAUGCUACGAAGCAAGAGACGCAUUUUUUGAAUGCCUUGACCGGCACAACAUCCUGGAUAGCAUAAAUACAAAGGGAGGCCAAGCAGCCGCAAAGCAAGCUUGUGGCAUAGCAGACCAGGAAUUUGAGAAGAAUUGUGCGCACAGCUGGGUGGAGUACUUCAAGAAACAGAGAGUUGUCAAUUACCAAAAGGAGCAAACCAUCAGGAGAAUAGAAGCACAAGGAGGAGAAAUUGUAGCCCCUCAGCUACCUACAAGGUCAUAGAACUUGCGCCAUGGUGAUUCAUUCGCAGUUAUGUACGCUAUGUAAACUACAUGGGAAUCGUUGUUCCUACCUACUGCGCGUAGCUUUCGCUUGUACCAACAAGUAGGCAUUGGCAAAUUGUCCUGGGCAAAAUUACUGGAAGGUGCAGCAUAUCCGAGGCAAGUCUCAGGGCUUUUAAGUAUAAGAAACAUCCAUGGCAUAUGUAGAUGGAAGCUGCAGAGGAACUGGUCGGGUAAGACCUCAGGGUCUCUAGCCGAUGGGUGCGAUAGCUGAGCGUGUCGUUCCCCGCAGACAAAAACAUUCUUC